Messenger RNA from Phaedon cochleariae (mustard beetle), 2077 nucleotides. NCBI's taxonomy places the organism in Eukaryota, Metazoa, Arthropoda, Insecta, Coleoptera, Chrysomelidae. The record is from the annotation of a GenBank genome assembly.
UCCCCACCUGUCGCGAGUGAUAGGUAUAGAACCACGACCGUCAUUUAUCAUGCAGGUUAUGCUUAUGCAGUGCUUUCUUGAUUUUCACCGUGGUAAUAGCACUGCUCGUUUUUUGGCGCCAUCGGGGGACCAACGCUCACUUGUUUCACUUGUUGAUCGUCGGUCGUAAUCUUCUGCUUCUUUUCUUGUAUUUUUUUCAUUCCUUGAUUUUGCCGCUGGACUGUGGAGCUAGUGGUGUUGGGGAUUGUGUGGUUUUUGGAUUGUUGUUUUUCGAUGAUGGUGGUGGCAAUGUCGAGGUGCGUCGUUGGUGAAUUUUCAGUUUUGGAAAUUUUGGAUUUUUAACUGGAGUACUCUUAGUAUGUCAGCUAGUCAAUAAUUUUAGGUUACCCAUCCCGGGUACAAUACUAUGGGACUAUACAAGCAGUACUUCAGGUUGUCCCAAUAUGCCAAAAAUCAAGUGCUGGGGAUCGAUCCAAAGAAGCUCGGCAAAGAUGGCUUACCAAUACAAAUGCUCAUAUCACAACAUUUCAGUCACUGUCGACUGGCAGUCAUCUUAAUAGGAAUUUUUACAUUAGCUGUAGGUAUAAUAUUGUCGUCCAUUCCAUGGCUAGAUUAUAUUAUUUUGAAGAAUUUAAAGCUGCGGGAUGGAUCACUUAGUUUCCACUAUUGGCAAAAGCCCGGUGUGAUAAGACUUACAAAAGUUUACAUAUUCAACGUAACCAAUCCGGAUACGUUUCUGGCAUUAGGAGAAAAACCAAAAUUACAGGAAAUUGGGCCGUUCGUUUAUAGGGAAGACAUGGAAAAAGUGAACAUCAAAUUUCACGAUAACGGUACAGUGUCGUUUCAGCACAAGAAAAUUCUUCAGUUCGUUCCUGAGCUCUCUGUCAAUAAGGAUGAGAAAAUUGUCGUACCGAAUAUCCCGCUAUUGACUUUGUCGUCCCAAUCCAAUAACAUGGGUUAUUUCGUGCAGAAAACCAUAUCCGUCAUACUGAGCAUGGGGUCCUUCAAACCCUUCGUCACCCUCACUGCUAACGAACUAGUUUUCGGUUAUGACGAUAAAUUGGUGGCCCUUGCCCAUCAGUUCUACCCCAAAAGGAAGAGGCCUGCCGAAAAGAUGGGAUUGCUCAUCAAUAGAAACGGCACCCUUCCCGAGGUUCACAACAUCAACACGGGCGCCACCGGAAUGCACGAAUUCGGCCUCAUCACCCGAUUGGCCGGAAAGGACGUGCUGCCCUUCUGGAAGGAUCCGCCCUGUAACGAUUUGGCCGCGAGCGAGGGCAGCUUCUUCCCGCCCAGGUACUACACCAAUGCCGAUAUCGUCAACAUCUACGACAAGGACUUGUGCCGGAUUCUGCCCAUGCAGUACCGAGGACCGGACUCCAAACACGGUAUUUCUGCGGAUCUGUACACGCCGACAGACAACAUCUUCGAAUCAGUGGACAAAUAUCCGGAAAAUAAGUGCUAUUGUCCCGGAAACGAAUUCUGCCCUCCCAAAGGAUUGCAGAAUAUCAGCCCGUGCCAAUUCGAUGCCCCUGUAUAUUUGUCGUUUCCGCAUUUUUUCGAGGCCGACCCAACUUUGGCCGAACCUUUCGAAGGUUUGAGUCCGAAUAGGGAAAGGCACCAAAGCUACUUCAAAAUCCAACCUAAACUGGGAGUUCCCAUCGAAGGUAAAAUUCGUGCUCAGCUGAAUUUGAAAGUUGAACAUUCGCCGUACGUAGCUCCGGCCAAAGAUUUUCCUAGCAUAAUUUUUCCAAUCAUGUGGGUAGAAGAGGGAAUAGACGACAUCACACCUACCAUCAGGAGGUGGAUCUAUCUGGCCACCACUUUCGCCGAUAUAGCUUGCCCGCUAAUGACGUACGGAUUCAUAUUUCUGGGCACGUGCGUCAUCCUCGGCGUCAUCGUGAACGCCUACAAGUCAUUGGUGUUCACAAAAGAAACCAUCGAAAUAGGUAUGAGGAAUCUGCGCAGGCGCAGUAGCGCGUACAUCUACAGUUCGAAUAGGUUCAUAUCAAGGAGAGACACCUACACGUUAUUAGAUCUGAACGAGGAAGAAGAUGGUACCGUUUGAGAUAAGACU